AACACACUUGAGGACAGUGCUAGUCGAGGGUGAUUUUUUUACCAAGUGUGAGGAGUUCAUCUAUCAGACUCCUCAGUGUGUUACUUAUUGGUUUAGCUAGCCAGUCUUUAGUCUAGUUUAUAUCAGUGAUCUUUGAGGUAGCUGUAAAUUUUAGUUAAAACCAAAUAAAAACUAUGGCUGAUGAUGAUGAUGCAGCGUGGGAUUUUGAAGAUGUUCCUGCUGAAGAGCCACCACCAGAAGCUGCAGGUGAAGAGGGAGGAGGAGCUCCUGCAGAAAAGAAGGAGGAAAAACCAAAAUUGGAUUAUUCCAAAUUUGAGAAAGCUCCAAAACCUAAAUACACUCUCCAUUGGGUCCGUCCAUUAUUUUUAAACUACCGUCGUCUGUAUGAUUAUAGGCAAUUCUAUUACAAUGAUGUGAUUGAUUGGUUAAACCAAAGAAACCGAGGGAUCUACAGAGAUAUGCCAAAUAUGGAAGAGUGGUCUGAAAGAAUGUUCAGAAUGUACGAUGUGAAAAACAUUAAUAGGAGUUAUAAACAGUCAGCAGAUAUGCGAUGGAUUACUGGAUACAGGACCGAGCCCCGACACUACAGCUAUCAUACUAGAGCAUAUUACAGUCUUAAAUAUCAACCAAUUCUCUGAAAGUUUAACUGAAAAUAUGAAUAUUUCGUUUAUAUUUAUUUUGUCCUACUUUUUUUAACCUUUUUCCUUAUUUAUUAUAUUUAUUAUAAUAACGAUUAUCAUUAUUAUUAUUAUUAUCAAUAAUACUAAUUAAAUAUGACCAUUGUUGCAAUUACUUCAAACGAAUAACAUAAUUAUGAGAAGAAUACAUGAAAUAUAAAUACAAAAUAGAAAUAAGCAAAUGUUUAAUGCAAAAAGUAAAAAUCACACACAUUGAACGAGUAUAAUAUCAACACUUUAAUGUAGCAAUUAAUUAACUGAUACACGAAUGGUUCAUUUGUAUCCAUAAUAAAUAUCUAUGAAUAAUCAUUA
Molecule: messenger RNA, 989 nt
Organism: Chelonus insularis
Lineage: Eukaryota; Metazoa; Arthropoda; Insecta; Hymenoptera; Braconidae
Gene: fln
Product: flightin
Exons: 3
Coding region: 174-638 (154 amino acids)
Source: RefSeq, a predicted model, not a curated record